This is a messenger RNA of Coffea eugenioides, 504 nucleotides long. RefSeq names its product auxin-responsive protein SAUR72-like. Lineage: Eukaryota; Viridiplantae; Streptophyta; Magnoliopsida; Gentianales; Rubiaceae. Bases 1 to 504 code for a protein of 167 amino acids. Gene Ontology annotation, biological process: response to auxin. The record is from RefSeq and is a predicted model, not a curated record. The transcript has a single exon.
AUGCGUUCUCUAAUAUUUUAUCGAGAUGGUCAUACCAAUAGUUCAGCCAUGCCUAUUGAUGUCCUGCCGAAGAGCAAAUCACACAACUGUGCAACAGCUUCCAGGGCUUCAAUCAAAGAUGAUCAGAAGCGCAAAAGAAAGGGCCAAGUAACUCCAGAUGGUUGUUUUGCGGUGUACGUCGGGCCAGAGAAGCAAAAAUUUGCGAUCAAGAUUGAAUAUGUUAAUCACCCAUUGUUCAAGAUGUUACUUGAGGAUGCUGAAUCGGAAUAUGGUUUUAGCAGUGAAGGGCCUAUUCUGCUUCCAUGUGAUGUGGACUUGUUUUACAAGAUUUUGGCUGAGAUGGAUUGCGCAAAGGAGAUUGAUUAUGGCUGCGGUCUUGCAUACGGUUCGUGCAGUCCAUUCAAUCCAACUUGGCGUCUGGGAAGAAGUAGUGAUGCGGCUAAGGGUUACGGUUCAUAUGGGGUUCUUACUCCAAACCGUUUGCUAAACUUGAAUUAUUGUUGA